AUGAAGGUCAUCGGCCGGACGGGCAGCCGAGGCCAGGUGACCCAGGUCCGCGUCAAGUUCCUUGAUGACCAGAACCGUCUGAUCAUGCGCAACGUGAAGGGCCCGGUCCGUGAGGGUGACAUCCUGACGCUGAUGGAGUCGGAGCGCGAGGCGAGGAGGCUGCGGUGA
Messenger RNA from Pedinophyceae sp. YPF-701, 168 nucleotides. The record is from the annotation of a GenBank genome assembly. Lineage: Eukaryota; Viridiplantae; Chlorophyta; Pedinophyceae.